AUGUUGUUCAAAAGCUGCUAUCUCCCCAAAGUUUGCCCAAAAGAUGCCGACAUUUACCGAGUAGGUAUUACUUUCUACCAAUCAGUUUUCCCACCCUGAGUAUGAUUCUUCCGGGAUGAAAAUGUGAAAAGUGCUCAUUUUUUCGCGGAAGAGGGUGUGUGUGUGUUUCGUUGAUUCCCUGCACCUAUAGAAUAGUGUAAUAGAAGAAAAGGAGGAAGAAUUAAUUGGAAAUGUCACGCAAUGAACUUUUGAACUCGCUUUGGUGCAUCAGCCGGUAGCUUUAUUGUUGACACCUAUAUCCACUCACGAUCUUUCUCGGAAACUGCGUAUUUUUGAUUUUCUUCUAAUUCCCUUUCUGGAUUCAAACUGACAAGUAUCUUGUAGGUAAAAAUUGAUUGUGGACAACAGUACGUUCAAGACAGGUUCAAUCCAUUUAUGAUCUCUGCUGUCACAAAUUUUGUAGGGCACACACUUUUCCCGCACAUACGCACACAAUACAUCGGUUCCACGUGUUUGAAUGUGCAUCCAAUAUGUUUACACUCUUUGCUCAGCUUUUGCUCUUCGAUGGUUACGGUACGGCUGCGGAGCUCCUUGUGCUCUUUUGGUCAUCCUCAUGGAUGUUUGGUUUUUAAUCUGCAAGUCGAGUCCUCACGAAUACCGUAUCCGGCGUGGAACCUUGUUGACUCAGGUUGCGAUCAUUAUGUUGCGUUGCAGCCGAGAGAUAUAAAUAGAGGGAGAGAAAGACAGAGAAAGAAAGAAAGAGAGAGAGAGAGCGGCGCUCACUUUCUGUGACUGGUCUCUUGAACUGUGCGUCACUUUUCGUAGUCAAAGGUACACGGCGCAACAGGGGCCAGAUGACAAGUCUUUUGUGACAUGGAGUAUGUAGAGAGCGAAUUGUAUUAGCCGAACUUUACCACAAACUUCACAAACCCGCCGCCUAAUUUGAGCGACGUCAAAUUAUCUAGAAAACCCACUGUCCUCCUCCAGUUUGCCUUCAGAUGUCAUCACAUCACUAUGGGAAUCAGAUGUAUAGUACAGUUGGUAAUGACGUACCUUUUAUUUGAACUUUUCUAAGUGAUCAGAUUGUUUUCCGUCUGGUUGUUAUCACAUAUAAAGCGAUGUUGCAACGCCGUUCUACCCAGUUUCCUUUUUGUUUGCGGCCACAGUUCAAGAUACGGCGUAGUUUGUAGGCGAACUUCUGAACUCUACUUUUCUUCUCUUCUCUUCUUAUUUUUCUCUUCCUAUUCUUCUUCCUACUCCGCCUCCCGCGCGGGCAAAAGUGUGUAUACUCUUUCUCCCGCGUCUCCAUAUUUUGCACUAAUUCCUCAAAGUCUUCCCCGAUGUCUUCUUCUCACUCCCGCCCCUUAUCAUGAGACGCAGACACUCAUUGACAACAGUUGUGAAAGAAGAGAUCAAUUAGUUUUGUUGGUGGUUUGAACUUGAUGAUAUGUAUGAUUUUUUUUGUUGCUUUCUAUUUCCGAUCAGCCUCUUUCUUUUCUCUUUCCCUCGUCUUCUUCAACAGUAUCACUAGAAAUCUAGUUUGACUGUUCAUUGAUGCCUGGUACUUUCUGAUGGUCAUAGCUCAUGUUUACUGUUUAUUAUUGUCCCAGCCUCCCUUUCCUCUUUCCCCUCUCCUCCAACCCUCCCCCCACAUUCUGAUUUUCACGAUCCUUUAUGCUGCCGCUUUAAUACAAUUUCAUUCCGGUCACAUUUUGAUCACAACGAUUCUGGAUGUGAAAGUUUUGCAAUGUCUUCCCGCGCAGAAAAGACGAAUAAGAAGAAAGCUUUGUCAUCUUUAUUUGCCUCCACUUAUUGUGUGUUUCGUCGGUCUCUUCUCCCUUCUAUCCUUCCGAUCAUUUGUCAUCGCUAGAAGAACCCUUUUGUAGUCGGAACCGGACCGCCCGCGUUGUCACAAUCGAGUACCGUAGUCUGACCCGCUUUCGCGUCGCAUCGAAAACCAAAAAGUGUUGCAUGACAACUGUGUUUAUCAAUUGUUGGCCGGUCUGCUUGAACCAGACAUCAUCUGCUUCGAAGCUCCUCCUCCUUCUAGUAAUCUUUCCGCAAAAUGAUCCGAUCAAUCAUCACCUUCUUCAUCUUCUACAUAAAAUUUAAUGCAAAUCGGGGCGGCGUGAAGAGACCUGUUGUUUUGAAAGACUUUGGACUUCUGGUCUUUGAGAAACAGUGCAGAGAGACUCAAUCUCACGUGGUAAUACUAGAAGACAACAGACCAACCGAUCAUCGUCAGAAACUCCCCGCGUCACUAUUUCUCGUGUACAUAAACAAGGCCAACAAAUUCUGAUGGGCCUUCGAAUGUGUGUGUUAUCCUUCUGCAGGUUUACGUAUCUUUUCAUGUUUCUUCCUUACUGUUGCUGAUGUUGUUUCAAAGAUGAAGAGAUCAUUUUAGGGAAGAAUUAAAAAUAAAAUGACUGCAAGUGCAACAUACACAAAGAUAGAUGCAGCAGUGACUUAUUUGCGCGUCGUCACAUUCUUCUCUAUCUUUCUAUCGCCGUCAGCUGUAAAGGGUUGAUAAGACCAGUCUCCUCUCUUUGAAGAUAUUGUGAAGGAAUUCGUAAGAAUGGCUACGAGGACGGAUUUGAUCUGAUCUGGUGUUGAUAUUUUGAUCCGUACUGUUUCGUUUGCAGUACCAAAUUGUGGCGCGCAGAAACUUGAUAGCGAUUAACCGUAGUCUGACUUCUCUAUUCGCACGUAGUGAAUCAAGCAAUCAAUCCAAGGUUCAAAGAUCUAAAAUAUUGAUUUGACGAAGCUAUGAGAUAUUUUGUGUGUCUCGAACCUUGCCGAUGUAGGCUCCAACAUUAGCUAACAGAAUACAACAUUCAUCUAUGUGCGGGUUCCGGUUCCUCCUCAUUAUUAUGGUGAUAAGAUCUUUAAAGAUGUAUCCCAAUGUCAAGUCUCACCACAGAACAAUCAGAAUCAGAUUCGUAAACAGUUCGCUUUAGUCUUCUCCUUCUUUUCAUAUUCCCUCUCUUCUCCGUCUGACCCCGUCCCCCAAUCCGAUCUAUAGAAGUUCAGAAGAUCAUACUCAUUCUACCAUAAUCAUUUCCACCUCUCUCUCUCUCUCGAUCUCCGAUUUAUCGCGGUGUCGAUGUCGCUGAUCAGUUCUAGUUAGUCAACGUGUCCCACUGGCCAUCGGGGAAACCUCCUUUUACAGUCUCCGCCCGUCAGUCUUUCGCCUUCUUAUUCAAACAGAUGUAGUCCUGGUGCAAUUCGAUAGAAGCCUUUGUUGAUAAUAAUGAUCUUUGCAAUCUUUCUACGUGUAUUUUUGCACUCGUUCUAGUUCAAAACACACCUUGCCGACGCUGCUUUCGAUGCGAUUAGAACGAGGAAAUGAGUGAAACUAAAAGCCAGACAAGUUUCGGGGCAAUGAGCACAUUCCUAUCGUAUUAUUUUGUUAUCACCUUUAUCUGAUUCUUGACCUUUUCGAACGCUUGAACAAGAUUAGAGGCUCAACAAAUUCCGGGAAAGUUGGGUACAUUUCCUGAAAGGCGACGCACUUGCGGGCGGUCUUUGGAAAUGGAAAAAUAGAACGGGACGCUUAUUUCUUUUUUCAUUUUCUAGCGAAAGCGUCCCGUAUUUGAUCCUGCAGAUUUUGAAGUGAAUGAAAAGAGAUGGAAAUUUUACGCACCUAUCUUUGUUACGGAUCUUCUCCAGGAUCAAGGUAUCACAGCUUCUUCUCACUCACUUCCCGGUCCGAUUUCGAUCCAUUUCAUUGUCUUUUCGUUCACAAUCGUUUUCGAUAUUCAUCUUUCGCUUUCUAGACUUUUAAUCCCGCCCAUGGAUGCACUCCCGAAUUCUAUUUCCAUUCUUUCCUUCUGUAGUCGUCCUCUCUGUUGUCGGCUAACGAAUCGUUUACCACGGGACCAUACGGUAUUCCCCCGUCCGACUACUUACACCAACCUUUGCGCAAGCACACAUGAUCAAAAAUAAUUAUAUUAGGAAGUUUUGAAAUGUACAUAAAUUCGCGCAAUCAUGCAUGCAACCGCACAAUCAUGCAACCCUACAACAAAAAUUUUCAAAAAUCACGCGCUUCUCUCUUUCUUAUUAUUUCCUGUUGGCUUCUUCACUUCCGACUCAUACAAUCUCAGCUUUCAGAUUGGUCAAUCUCCUUGCUCGAGAUCAAAAAGAAGCCCGUCUGGAGCCGCCGAGCUCAACAAUUGAAAAGUGUUGCUGGUCUUCGGUAAGUCCAUUGUCCUCUAGCUGGAGGGGUUGUUUCUGUUGCCAAACAUUGUCUGGCUCUUUUCCCACCUCAAUUAGUCAAGAGCUUGAUGUUUGUUCCGUUUUUCCGUCACUGCCGCCCGGAAGAUCCGUGGAAAAUCUCUUGGCUCCGAACUUUUUACGUGUCUCUAGAAUGUGCUCUCCUACUGAUUCUGGUUAUCCUACGGACACCCACUUCUUCGUAAUACGACGAGACCUUUUCUAUUAUUCUCUUCUCCCCUUCUUCCAUUUCCAGACAACCCAAAUUAUGAAAACCAUCUCCAUUUCAUGUACUCCUCAAAGUGUCUGGACUCGCUCGGCAUCUUUCUCUAAAGUGUCGAACAGGCUGUGCCAAAGUUUCCAGAGAAACUCACUAAGGCUCUGAGGCUGUUUGCUCUCUAUCUUGUAUUCUGUGAGACUACAUAUUUGCGCGUCCAACCCCAUUUUUUCUAUCCUUGUGGCCAACUUAUACUCGUUUGUCACUCAGUCAUUUUGGACGAGGCUUCACCGAGACUGUCUCGAGUCUCUAAGUACAUCCAAUUGAUGGUUCCCGCAGUAUCACAAACUUUUUGUUGUUAUGUCGGUCUGGUCUUUUGCAGUCCGGUCCACUGCAUACACUGCUGUUCUCUGUUCGUUCCUUUUUUCUUUUGAUCGCCACCCCAACUAAUUCGCCACACUCGCUUCCUUGUUUUUCAAAAGUCGAAGCUUUGCCAGUUUUUCCUCUACACUUCUUUUUGUCCUGGUUUUUUGAGCACCAUAGAGCAAUCUCAACUACGAUCACAGUCUGCGCGGAGUUCUCGUAGUUUCUGGCGCGAUCUGCGUUUGUUUGUCACUUUUCGACCUCUUUCUUUUGUGCUUCUAGUGUUUGGUUUCGUCUCGGAGCAUGAUUGGGGUCAAAUUCGCAAAUCACUGGUGAACUUGCGGUACUUUGUACUUUUCCGUAGAGUUUUAAUAAUGGUUGAAGAUGAAUUACGUUUCGACAGUUGGACAUGGAUGCAUUUGUGCAGCCUUUCCUGACUUUAACAAUGUGCCCAGCUUCAAGACGUUGGUCACUGACCAUUGAACACUUCCUGCUUAUUUUUUCUGUUAUCAUUGCUACUGCAACCCAAUUGCUUUCUCAUUUCCGUGUUCUGUUUUGUGUUUAUCUGUCUGCUUUUUCUUCUUCUUCUUCUUCUAAAAUUGGUCUCCGAUCACAUUUUUUGUGCGGGCCCGCUUGUUUUUCUUCCCUUCGCUCGCUCCCUCCAUUUUUUGAGCCCGCCGAGCUUCUGCGUCUCCUCAGGGGUCUCCUAGACGUGAUCUUCGAACACCCCUAUGAUGAUUGAACCACUAGCUUUCAGCUUAGAAACGAGGAAGCAAACGAACGAAAGGGGGAGUGUGUUUUUUCGUGUUCAGUUGGAAAAAGCAAAAUACACGAGAAGCGAUGGGGGAAAACCCUUGGAAAAUUACAUAUUUUUGCCCGGUCUCUCCCUUUAUCUUCCGCCUCCUGCCUUGCCGUUAUUUCGCUCAGAAGACCAUUUACUCGUUUUCCCAUGCUAUAACCAACAAAAUUUCAGUAAAAUGAGCCCGCACUUCAUGACUGCUGUGACCACCGACGACGAGAACCGCAACGAAAACUGCUCUCCAGCUUCCCAAGAAAUGCAUUCACCGAAGCCGAAAGGGAGGGUAUUGUAUUGCCGAAAAUGCGAGGGACAUGGCGAGAAGGUCAUCCUCAAGAAUCAUUCACCCCAAUGCCCGUACAUUUUGUGCAAUUGUAAAUCUGUGAGUUUCAUUAUUGAAAAGAUUACGGUAGCAUCAAUACGAGCUUUCAGUGCGAAAAGCUGAACUACAAACGGCUGAAGUCGUUCAACAAACGGAAUAAGGAAAAGAUCGAGUUGGCUGCUGCCCUGAAUGCCAAACGACACGCCACCGAGAGCAGUUCAAGUGUUGAUGAGGAGGAUGGUACGGUGCAUUUUUCUGAAUUGUGUUGCUCCGCGGAUCGUUAGAGUCUUAGCGCUAGAGUUCAUCCUUACGAGUAAUUGUUGUUUUGAACGGUUCUCCUAUUCAUUCCACCCUAAUAACUUUUUCUUUUCGUUGCUGUUCCGUUGAUCGAACAUCUAGAAUGAGUAACCCUUCGCGGCCAGACAGCCAAACAAUUCUGCGAACAUUCCGCCCGCAGACACACACGCACACACAAAAUGGAACGAAGACCAAUGAAAGAUCAGUUAAUAACUGAAAUAGAACGAAAGGGCAUUAGAGACACUUUUUACCAGAACAUAAAUGUUAUUGAUUGGGGAGAAGAGAGACGCGGCCGUUCAACCUCUAAUCGUUCAAAAAUCGAGACAGAAGAAGAGUGUUUACAUUCAAAAAGUGCAAGAUUCUGAAUGAGAUGCACAUUCUUCUCUGUCGCUGCAAUGUCAUCAUAAUCGGUCACUUGUUUUCGUCUUUCGCUCGCCUGGAGUGCAUUUCUUCCUCUGCGUUUUAAUCUCAACAGUUCGGAAUUCGAAUUUUACAGUUUAUCCAAUCAUCUUCUUUUAAUUUUAAUUUUAGCAAAGGCAUUAAUCGACGUCCCUCUGAGUACUGAUUUUAAGUUAGUUCUAGAUCACUCGGGAAGAGGCGUCCGCUUGUUUUCGACAUUGCCCUCUAGGAGUGAUCGAAGCGGACCCAUCUUUUGCUGCUAAGGGCUGCCCUUCUUGUUUUGCUCUCGUGUUGUUUUUAGUACAUUCCAGCCGACCAACUGCGAUGCCCUCUCCUCUCUCUCUCCCUCUCUGCGUUCUUCUCUGGACCGAAAAAAGGGCCUUCGUGCGCUCGCGCGCACUCUCUAUCUCGCAUGCCAUCAUACUCACUGCGCUUCUCUUUUGGUCUGUCUGAUUUUCGACUACUACCUCUUCUCGUUCUUCUCCUCGUCUCUCGUCUCGUUGCCACGCACUUUCAGUACACAAUCUGUGUGCCCAGCCAACCCCUCCCCCUCCUAUUUCACUUGUUGUCGUUCUUCUAGGCCCCUUCGUGUUUUCCCAUUUUUCCAUCACUCGGUCGCAUUUUCUCUUUCCCAGACACUUUUCAUUUGUCUCCUAAUGCUAGUCACCAUGCCUUUCAGUAUGUCAUCAUUAAUUUCCUCCAUUCCGCAAUGUGACCAAAUAACGAUCAGUUAUGUUUUGGUCCAGACUCUGACAUUCGAUCAUUUGAUCCGUGUUCACUGCGCAUUGUUCUUGUUUUUGGUAACAGAUAAGUGAAAACAAAAAAAAUAGCAGAAGCUGUCGCUAGCUCAAUUUCUGUCUCACCCAAUGUUCUUAGAAUCGUUGUCUGCUCUGAUUCGAACGUGUGAUCUCUUAGGUCGUCCACCUCUCCCACUACUUUCACAGACACGUGUUAUCAGCUGUCUGAUAACUGAUAACAUCUAAUCACUUUCCCUUUCCCAAUAUUGCAGCAAUGUUUCCCCGAUGGUCUUUGUGUUACGAAAGAAUUCUGGUUGAAUAGUCGGUGCAUGGCAAACAUGUAACAUACAAAUCCCCGCCUCAUCCGUCCUACGACGUAAUCGUUGAAACAUAAAAAGCGUAGCAGUGAUGCGUAAUCCUUCAGCCACACUUCAUUAGUAGAAGAGAUGGAUCAUGUGAGCCGAGUCCUGUGAAUAAUACCGAUUCUCUACUCAAACGUGUGCGCGCUGACGUCCAAACUAGACUCUCACUCUCUCUUUCCUGCUGCUGCUACCGAAUGCAUUCAAAACCAGCACGUCUGUGUACACCGAUGAGACUCAAACAUCAUUAUGUCCACGACCACACUAACGCGGAUCCACCACCUCCGCCGGCGCAGUCUGAUCUUUAUCCGGAUACCGGUACCCUCCGUUCUGUCCUACAUCCCUUCCACGACCACCACUAGUCCCGUAUUUGAUCGCCUCUAGUGAUCUCUUUAAAAAGGGUGCAAGUCUCUGGCUGCAUCGCGGACUAUGUGUAUACGCGGUUUUUCUCCUCAUUUUGCCGCAUCUAUUCGCUUUUCUCGUUCUCAUGUUACCCUUUUCAGGAUUCUCCCGUCGCUCAUCGUUCUGCUCGAAAACUUCAACUCCAGGCAUGGACACUGAUAACUCAUCGGUACGUGUUUUCGUCUGAAUUCGUACAAAGAGACGUGUUUGACUAUGAGACGUAGAGAGAAAUUCUGAACUUUUGACUUAUAAUCUCUACGCUCGCUGAGCUCAUGUCAGAAAAGGCUGGGCAGGAGCGAGGGCCACCGCUCAUAAGCACAUUCUUCUUCAUUUGAGCCUCAGUGUCUAGUUUGGCCACUUUCAGAACACUCCGGUCGCUCUUGCGAGCCCAGCAGUCGUUGCCAGCACUACCAGCAAUUCUUCUUCGGCGUCCGUGAACACGUCAACGGCUGGAUUGGAAGGAAGAAGCAUGUCGCUCGGAUCAAUGACCGUCAUGUCCUAUGAUAUUUGGAAGGCGAAGUGUGCCUCCGAGAAGAAAAGACUGGAAGAAGAGCGCGCCAAGAAAAGUGAGUUUUUUCUAUAAUUUGCUUCAAGUGCAACUUCUGUUCCUUUUUAGCUUCCGGCGAUCCGUUCACCCGUUCUCCGUCUCCCACUCCAGUUAGGAAGCGUGCUCAUACCUUUGUCGCUCAGCCAAUGGUGAGUUAUUGUCCAGACGCUUCUUUUCACUCAAUUGGCGUCAUUCUCCACUGACUCAACAAUGUUUUUCUCUUUGCAGAACCGCGCCGAGGACAUUCCAGUGGUUGCACCAAAGAAAAUGUCCGUAGACGAGAAAGGAAAAGGGAAAUACAUCCUCUUGCCGACGAUUCCUGCCAUGCGAAUCUUCGUGAAUGAGACCGAGGAGGAGAAGCCCGUACCUGUUUCUCCAGUUAUGAUUGCUCCGCAGCCGGUGACUGUCUCCGUUAUUGACAUUCCAUCCACAUCCACCAAUAUCCGCCCGUUCCAAAUCCCUGUGACGACUGCGCCAAUGCUUCCCCUUCCUCGUCCAGCUCCAGUCAUCGUUCCUCAUCCGGUGCAUCAUCAAAUGUCUCCAUUCAAGCCGGUCUCUGUUCCUCAGCUGCCUGCUCCCUCUCCAGUUAUUUCGACCACGUCAGCCCCCAUGAUGAACAGCAUGUCCACCGAGCAGAUCAUCAGCUCGCUCACCCUACACAACACUGUGCUCCAGCAGCAGCAGAACAGCCAGAUGAUGCAGGAGCUCCUCCAGAACCUCGGAAACCCAAAUCCCCAGCCACAGCCGCAAGUCGACAUGCUCUCAUUGCUCCGUCUUCAGCAACAAGCUGCUGCUCUUGCCGCUGCUCUCCAGGCCGCCGGAGUUCAAGUCCCAAUCACCUCAGCCCCCGCUCUUCCAAUUCUCGCCGCUCCCAAACCAAUUCCAACUACUCCGUCCCUCUUGAAUCCAUUCCUCCAAGCUCCUCUCUACACAAACUCGGUUUAAUAUUACUCUCGAAAAAAUUAUUCAUCUUCUUCACCUCUCUCAUAAUACAAAAGCUAUAGUUGUCUGACUAGUCGUUUCCCUAUCCAAAACCCCUCUCCCACUUCUACGGUAUCCUCGGCCAUCUCUCCAUUUCCCUCCCAUUUAUCAUCUAUCCACGCUUCUCCCGAAAAUGCUCUCAGGCUGUUUGAAUGUGUGUGAUAUUCACACCCUUUUUUUUGUACAUACAACAUUAAAUAAUAAUUAUUUUCCAUCUGGCCACGUCACGAUGUAAUAAAAUGUCAUGUGUGCCUUCGUUUUCGGACCAUGAUGAAUUCUAGAAGCGAGCCGCAACCAGGAAAUUGAAUUUAUGAUCAGAAGUCUUCAGAUUAUAAAGAGUAGAACGCACGAGAAAGUCCGUGUAUAUACGUGUCUUGAAAUAGAGAAGAAGAUAUGUUUUUCCUAGAAAGGUUAUAAUUAUGGAAUUCCCCUCUUAUGAACCCACUUUAGUACGUACACGAGCUCUUUCCAAUAACAAACUUUCUAUUUAUGUACAUAGUAUUCCAAAGAGAUGAGAAACGGGUGUAUGCGGUUUUGAAUGUGCUAUUUGAGCUGCAGCUUAGACCAUUAGCCUCGAAUGUGUGACACCUUUCCGAGUGUUGUUGACCUGACUCAUAGGCGGUAUAAAAGAGAACUCGAACUUUGAAAGACCCUUCUGGACAUCAUCGUCAUGUUCGUCUUUUUCUUUUUCCCAGUGUUCACUUUUGCUGCCAUCCUGAUACCAAAUAUUCCAAUCGGAACGACCGUACCUGCAGUGGCAAGUGAUCCCACACCUACCGUAUCCUCGAAUAACAAUUCUGAAUCUGUUAAAGUGCAAAUACCUGAUGCUUUCAACGCAAAAAUAGCCCAGAGAUUGCCAUUUCUCAAAGGUAUAAAUUGGUCGGAAUCUAGCCUAUAAUCGUCACCCAGUCUAGGUACCGAUGAACUAAAUCGUCAAGAGUUCUUCGCUAUUAUUCAAGACGAAAAACUGAGCAAAGCCGAGAUUUGGGAAAAAGUUGAAAAGUGGGCUGAGCAGCAAUCGGGGAGCGUUCAGGUCUGUUCAGAUUCAGUACAAUAUAUAAGUUAUGACAUCCCCGACUCUUUGACAUUCAUUCAAUUUCUGUACUUUCAGGGCGGCAUUCUGGAAUUUCACCAGAGACUUUCUCAGCAUGUGGAAAACUCAAAGAGUCGUGUGGAACGAAUAAUCAAAAACCUGCCAGACGCCCUGCGAAAACUCUCCGAAAUAGUCCAGGACAUUGAUAUCACACGAUUGCAGGUGGGAACAUUCUUACGAGAUAAUCUAAUAUGGGAUAAGCAAGUCACCUGCUUCACCGUCCACUUUUUCAGGAGAAAAAUCGGAUAACCAAUUUGUACACUUCCUUAGACGAAGAUGUUUCGAAGACUUUACAGUGGAUUGUACAGCUGGUUUCGUACGAAAAGAACGAGGGACGGACUCUGGAACGGCGGAGCAAACUACGGAAACUGAAGAAAAGUGGCAUAUGGAAGGGCAGUGUGCAGGCAACCAACAUCAUCUAA
This is a messenger RNA of Caenorhabditis sp. 36 PRJEB53466, 11147 nucleotides long. The record is from the annotation of a GenBank genome assembly. NCBI's taxonomy places the organism in Eukaryota, Metazoa, Nematoda, Chromadorea, Rhabditida, Rhabditidae.